AUGACCCUCCCAUACCCCCCGGAUCUUAACAUAACCGAUAAGUGGCUACUGGAGACAAUUGAGUACCCUGAUUGCUUACUGUUAGGGGGACCCUUCGUAAAUGUUACAGGCCUGGGUUCGCCCCCAGAGAUGUCCUCCAGCUUACCGGUGAUGUUGCUGAAUUUUAUGAUGAUUUUAUCUUUUCAGCAACAGGUCGCUGGCGACCACGAACGGCGGACAGACACAA
Sphaeroforma arctica JP610 is the source of this 226-nucleotide messenger RNA. RefSeq lists its product as hypothetical. The annotation marks the transcript as partial. The record is from RefSeq and is a predicted model, not a curated record. The transcript has a single exon. NCBI's taxonomy places the organism in Eukaryota, Ichthyosporea, Ichthyophonida.